Molecule: messenger RNA, 219 nt
Organism: Penicillium canariense
Lineage: Eukaryota; Fungi; Ascomycota; Eurotiomycetes; Eurotiales; Aspergillaceae
Exons: 2
Coding region: 1-219 (72 amino acids)
Source: RefSeq, a predicted model, not a curated record
AUGACGAUAUGGAGCAGAUGGGCGAUUCUUGAGAUCCCCAGCCGUGGACGAGGUGACAUUGUACAGCGCGGCGCGAAUGAGGAGGCAGCUGAGCAGAUCAGGAAAUUGAUCGAAGAUGAGAAGGAUAAGCUUCAAAUCAUUGGCGAUGAGGCGUGGAGCAAGGGUCUCGAGGAGUCUCGGCAAUAUCUCGAGGAGAGCUCAAGCUUAAACGAUUGGUAA